UUGAUAGUUUGGAGGUUAAGGCUCUCCCCUACGACACUAUUUAACUAAUAUCUACGUGAAACUAUCAACAGAAUUCAAGAGUCGGGUGUGUUUCCUGUUUUAUUUUCUAAUGCCCUGGCUCCUUACAAGGAUGUAUGCAGUGUUUGUGUGUGUCGGCGUUUUUGCCUUUGCUAAUGGUUAUGUUAAUAUCGCCCUAUACAAACAAGCAUACCAACAUAACUCUGAGGCAGGUGACACAUUUAACGCCAGUAACGCUGUGGACGGACGUAAAUCAAACCUGAGUGUUGAUGGAGGUCAAUGUGCUGUAUCAUACUGGGGAAAAAAAACCGCCACCUGGUGGGUGAACCUUUACAGUAUCCACAGCAUCCACCACAUUGCCAUCUACUUCAUGACAAACAAUCAACCAUUGGGUCCUUCUAAUUUGCUCACAAAGUACAUCCUUGGGUUUUCUGUGUACGUAUCCAAUACAACAGACAGACUACAGGGAACACUGUGUUACAAGGAUGACAACUUUACACUAUUCACCAUGCCUGCUGUCUUCACCACAACCUGUCCUGUACACGGGCAGUACGUAAUCUACUACAACGAGAGACGACAAGGAGUUACCAACCCUGACGACUACUCUAAAUAUGUUUUCACUGGACUCUGUGAGGUGGAGGUGUACGGAUGUCCUGCUACCGGAUAUUUUGGGUCCAACUGUUCCGUUCCCUGUCCAGACGUUAACUGUCAGUACUGUCACAUAGAGACGGGCACUUGUCAGGGCUGUAAACCUGGAUAUCAAGGUCACCGAUGUGAACUAGCUUGUGACGAAGGUUCAUAUGGACCCGAAUGCAAACAGAUAUGUGGACAAUGUCGUGAAGUAAACCAGUGUUCUAAUAUCAAUGGAACAUGUUUGACUGGAUGUGAUGCUGGUUAUCAGGGGAACUUUUGUAAAACUCCAUGCGACAGGGGGUUGUAUGGAUUUAAAUGCAAUAAAACAUGUGGACAAUGCCGUGGCCUUAGCCAGUGUUCCAAUAUCAACGGGACAUGUUUUACUGGCUGUGAUGCUGGUUAUCAAGGGGACUUGUGUAAAACCUCAUGCGACAGAGGGUUGUAUGGUUCUGAAUGCAAUGAAACAUGUGGGCACUGUCGUGACCUAAACCAGUGUUCAAAUGUAAAUGGAACAUGUUUGACUGGAUGUGCUGCUGGUUAUCAAGGGAACUUGUGUAAAAGCCCAUGCUACAAAGGGUUGUAUGGUUCUGAAUGCAAUAAAACAUGCGGACAUUGUCGUGACGUAAACCAGUGUUCCAACAUAUAUGGGACAUGUGUGACCGGAUGUGAUGCUGGUUAUGAAGGGAGUUUGUGUAAAACGUGUAAGUGUUAAGUUUCGUUAUAUCAAUAUUAAUCAGCAUACAUUCGUUAAUAAAUCAUGUUAUGAAUAGCGUAAGAACAAAACCAUUUAGUUUAUAUAAAGUUUAGAGUAGCCUUUUUUUUCAAUUAAAAAGACAUUUUUCUACCAAAUCCGA
Molecule: messenger RNA, 1505 nt
Organism: Magallana angulata
Lineage: Eukaryota; Metazoa; Mollusca; Bivalvia; Ostreida; Ostreidae
Product: scavenger receptor class F member 1-like
Exons: 8
Coding region: 110-1363 (417 amino acids)
Molecular function (GO): scavenger receptor activity
Source: RefSeq, a predicted model, not a curated record